Venturia canescens is the source of this 9296-nucleotide messenger RNA. RefSeq names its product Brahma associated protein 170kD (gene Bap170). Lineage: Eukaryota; Metazoa; Arthropoda; Insecta; Hymenoptera; Ichneumonidae. The record is from RefSeq and is a predicted model, not a curated record. Gene Ontology annotation, biological process: regulation of DNA-templated transcription. The transcript is spliced from 18 exons. Gene Ontology annotation, cellular component: SWI/SNF superfamily-type complex. Gene Ontology annotation, molecular function: DNA binding. The coding region runs from base 1678 to 7092 and encodes 1804 amino acids.
AUUUUUCAAGGAGUGCGAGCGGCUACAAUACAGAAAUCGCGCGCGGUAGAGCAGAGUAGUGCUCGUCGUCGCGUCGGGGUCGGGAGAUUGGGAGUAUCUAUCCGAAGGAACACGAGAGACUUGACUGCGUCGCUUAGACCCUCUCCCCACCACUCUGUCUCGGUCGUUCUCUCCGUCUCUCUCUUUCGAUUCGCGAGUCGCGUGUACGUUCGACGAGUUCUCGUGAAAGCGUGUGUGUAUAUACCGUUCAGAGACAAAUGUUCUCUCGCGGCCGAGUAAAGUGAGCUUCGGCUAAAAUUUUCGAGUUUCAUGUGUUCGCUGAUGCACUGAAGUUUUCAUUUUUGGUGUGAAAGACCGAGAGAGAGAAAGGGCCAUCUUUGUCGAAGAAUUAACGAGAAAAAGCGGAAAGGUGGUGAAAAUUAAGACAAUGGGACAUUAUUAAAAAAUAAAGAAAAAAUCGAGGAAUAAAAGAGUAGGACGGAGAAAGACGAGGGAGAUGCCGACAAAAUUGUAAUUACUGGUGUGUUCACAACGAAUAUUAUCAUAGAAGAGAGCCUUCUCGUCGUCGCAGACCUCACUCUCUCCCGCGGGCGGGGGUGGGAGUGAGUAAAACAUUAGUUGUUUGCAGUGUGCCUGGUCCACCGAGCUCACCCUCUCUCUUUCUCACUCUCUCCCUUUCUUUCGUCUCACUCGCUCGUCGUACAGGUCGAAUACUUGUGUGGGUCAACAUUUCGCGCUUGUGUGCAUCGUAAUCGGAAUAUAGUACGCGCGCGCAUCAGUGUAGAGAACAACUCCCCCCGCCCCCCUAGGCCGAGUAUCCUAAGUUAAUAAAAACUCAGCAAGAUGGCGUUGCGAUACGACGAAUGUAACUAGCGCCUCUAGUGGCAGUGAACGCGGAAAUUCAAACGUCCGCCGCUCUGUCGCGAGGAACAUCCAUUUUGAAAGUAAAAAUACUACUACCGCGGUGACCCGGGAGUUUUUCGUGCUUGACGCGGGUGUGUACAUACAUUAAUAUACACACCGAAGAAAAUCUAGACAGGAAAAUAGGUGUAGUGUACCGCGACCUGUGUUUUUUGCGACAAGGUGUCCAUUGAGAAGCCGGCAUUCUCGAUCGGGACGCCGGUUCACUGACAAUGACGUGAGAUGAGAACGAAUAAAAAAAAGGGAUACAGCGAAACAGUGGAACGUCAGUGAGUGUAUGGGUGCGUGAAAGAGAACAAAAAAAUCCAAAGAGAGAAGAGUGACGCUAGCGAGUGUGUAGGAUAAAUCGCGAAGGUAUGUGAUAGUGUGUCAUUGCGUUCUCGCGAAAUCCUCUCCGCGGUAGAUACCUUUGUGUUGUUCGGAGAUCGAAGUGGGAUAAAAAGUGGAAAGUGACGGAAUUGAAAAACGCAGAAGUGCGGCUUACAGUGAAGCACUCGUGCCGAUUGUCUUUCUUUUUUACACUUUGCUUUUUCAACGUCAAGUUUUCGCGUGCCGAUGUCGAAAUUUGAACGCGUCACCUCGUCCAGACUCGAUCCUCGAUGUAAUCUCGCAGGCACGGCCAAAUGUGCCAUCCUCGGAUUCGAUGUUGAAAUCAACGUCGCCCUCCCGCAGCAUGCGCUAAUUUUUUAAAUUGCGCUAUACUCUUGAAUAUUCAUAAUAAUUAAAUAAAUACACCGGCCGAUACGAGCAACGACGAUGGCUAAUAUCCUCAACAAGGACCCCGUCACCUAUGAACGGGAACGUGACAGCUUCCUCAGGGAGCUUCAUCACUUCCACGAAACCAGGGGGACGAGUUUCAAGAAAUCACCGAAAAUCAGUGGCAAGGACAUCGAUCUCUACCUGCUGUAUGUCCUCGUCACAGCCCAUGGCGGAUGGAUGAAAGUAAACACGAGAAACGAAUGGUCGGCAUUGUGCGAACAAUUUCACCUGCCUGGCGGCUGUGUAAACAGUGGUGUCGGACUCAAGCAAAUUUAUCUCCGGUAUCUCGAUAGGUACGAGAAAGUACAUUUUCUUGGCGAGGAUGGUCAACAGGCUGACGACGAGGAUGAGGACUCUCGACACCGGAAAUGGUCGGCAAGAGCACUGCACUCGGUUCCUCUCACUUACAACUACCAUCAACACAAUGUUGCAGAAUCUUUGCGGGAUUACAAUGGUCUCUCGGCGAAUCUUUACAAACCAUCAAAUUACGACAAGCUGGCGCUCUCGUUGCUCUCACCGUUGCCAAACGAACAGGACUUCGCGAUCAACGUUUGUACUCUAUUAUCGAACGAGGGAAAGCACACAUUGCGUCUCGACAAAUAUCCGAGGCUCGUGAACAUACUUCUGGCACAUGCCGGCGUAUUCGAUUCACCGGGUACCCGCCAAUUGUUCAUCGAAGUCUACUCCCGAGUACGAAAUUACUCGAUAAACUCGUUUUGGUCAGAUGUUCUCGACUCACAGGACGUUAUCGAUCUCACUGACGAGAGGAUAUUCAUGAAAAAACCAACGAGUAAUCUCAACACGUUUUCUCGUAGAAAAAUAUUGGAAAAAGAAAAACCUAACAAAACAACGAGCAAUGUUAGUCAGGAUGUUGAACCGGUGCUUAUGGAAGUCGAUGUGCCACCCAUGGAUUGUUUGCGACUCGAACCAACUUUGUCUCUCGAGGACGAUAAUCCGACCGAUCAGAAUCAAAAUUCGAUAAAAUUUGAAGAAGACGACAAAGAUUUAUUUUGCGUCGGUAGAACCUUAGGCACUCAAGAUCCAUACGGACAACGAGUUCUUCAAAUAGCUUCAAUCCUUCGAAAUCUCAGUUUUACGCCCGAAAACGCUGCAGUUCUCGGGAGAAAUCGAUGCUUCCUAAGAUUCGUAUUGCUUUGCACCCGAGCGAGAUGGAGCAAUUUGCAUCAACUCGGCUUCGACAUACUUGGCAAUAUUGCCAAUGAAAUUAUUCUCAAGGAAGCCGGAGAGAGAAUAACGGAUGCGGUAUUAUCGUGUGUUGCAAAAGGCGUCAGUUCGCAGGAUAGGUUUAUCGUUAUAUCCUGCCUCGAGAUCCUCAACAAAGUCAGCCAACAGGACAGCAACGAGGAGAUCAUUACUUUUGGUCUCGAAGACGAAGUUUACGAACUCAUAUGCAGGUUUUUGGCCCUGAGUGAUAUCGCUCUUCUCGUGUAUACCCUCGAGUGUUUGUACGCCCUUACAUCUUUGGGCGAAAGGCCCUGUACCAGCGUUGCCCGAGUCCGAGGGGCCAUCGACACGUUAGUUGCUCUCGUAACCGUCGAAGCCCAGAGUUACGGCCCUAAAGCUUGCAUCCUAAUGAGGGUAGUUGAGACGGUGUCAACUUUGACUCCUGCACCCCCAUCGACGACAGGACUUCCGACUCCGGCUGCUGCAGCACCAGCACCAGUACCGGUCACACCAACGCGGACACCAACCCCAACCCCGGUCCCAACUCCGGCUCAACCCAUUUCCGUUCCUUCCCCACCGAUUCCUAUACCUCCGACGCCGACCGCAGUCAGUCCAGUACCUUCGCGGCCGAGUACUCCUGCCACGCCAGCUACAAAAGUUACGGCGCACAAAACAACAGAAGUAACAACGCCUGUACACCAUCCGAUACACGCUCAUCAGCAAGUUAUUCAGGAAAACGAACAAUUCGCCCUCGGUUGGCUGAGAGCUACAUUCGAGCCCUCGGCAAACAUCCGCAUCGAACAGGAAGAAUUGUACAAAAAGUAUCUCGGCUGUUGCACAAAAAUUGGAAGACGAGGUGUUAUCGCUCCCCUGCAUUUUCCAAAGGUCGUGAGAAGCGUGUUUGGUAAUAGCAUCGGGCCGAAUCCAUUGAAAGGUGAAACAACAGGUGUGCAGUACUACGAGGGUAUUCGAGUACGAGUGAGCCCCCCAUCGACGACGCAUCCGAGCCAAAACGCGGUUGGAACGAAUACCGUAACGAUACCAUCGAUUAACACAACUCCAGUAAAGGUGCAUCACGUUCAACAGCGUACAGUCAAACCAAUAAGUCCCGUUGGCGAUAGCACGCAUUCCGAUAAUUCCAAUAUGUCCGUAAACCCAAGAAUCCAAGCACCCGCGUCACCCAUAUUGAAGGCCCAGUUGUCAGCCCCGCCGAAACCAUCCUCAAACGCUCCGACUCAACCCCAGAAUCCAGUCACCAAGGUUGACUCUAAAAGUCAGGUGUCCGUGACGCACCCGCACCUAAGUCAAGCGUUGCUAGCCAGUGGCUCGCAAAUGCACCAGCAGCAACAACAACCACAACAACAACAACAACAACAGCAUCAUCAACCUCAACAGCAGAACCCACAAAUCCAAGUAGUGGCCAAAGAAGACAAUCGAAUAGGAGCGACCUCAAGUUCAAUAAUAAAAAGCCUGCUGGCUACGAAGGUAACGGUCAGCGGCGACUGCAUGCCCAGCGCCGCUGCGACUUGUGUGUCUGCCCCUACUGCCUGCGUAACAAACACUACUGCUAGCAUCGCAUCCAGCAUCAGUGCCAACCAGCUAAUAACCACCAACCAGGUUGCUCAACGUCAACAACAGCAAAGGUUACUUCAACAACAGUUAACCGGAGUCGUACAACCCGCCGCGCCAGGAGCAACACCGGCCCCGAUUCUAAUCAAAGCUCCUGUCAAUUCGAAAUCGCAAAAGCCUGCAAUCGCAACUAUUCCUGCCAGAAAGAUACAAAGGCUCAAUGGAGCCAAGGUCAUCGUGACUAACAACUGUGACAAGACUGAAGUGAGCGAUACUGAGAACAACAGUCAAACAAUAACUUCAACGAUGGUAGUCUCGACCAUGACUGAUAAUCACAUAUCCACAAGUCCAAAGGUGUGUCGUCCACCACAAGCAAUAUUGGCAUCGAACAAAAACAAUCAACGGGUAAUAUCAACACCCCUGGCAGAGGAUUCGGAUUCAACGAACAAUUCGUUAGCAUCGAGCAGCGGUAUAGGUGGUAGUCGAGAUUGUUCAGGUGUCGGGGCCGAAGAAGAGAAUUCAUUGACGAGUUUCGAAGGUAUAUUAUUAAACGGCGCGCCGAAUAGUUUGGAUAUGGACGCGCAAGAUGAUGGUUCGUCGAAGGAUUCAUCGAGCAUCGGUUCAAAAGAUAAACCACUGCAGAGUAUGAUGCUCGCUGAUUUGUUAGAGAGAAAAGUUGAUAAAGAGCCGAUAAUGAACGGUGUAUUGGGAAAAAGUUCGAUACACGAGGAGGGUAUGGAUCUCGUAGAAAAUCAUAUAAAAAAGGUGCUGAAAGAAUCCCCGACAGAUGCGAAAAUAAAAAACGAUGUCGAUGGUAUAAACGUAAUACAACCGGAGGUGUCGGAAGAUGCAUUGAUCGAGGCGCCACGGGGAAUGAAGAGAAGAACGAGCGAGGCAAGCGACGAAGUUGACGCGAAAAAACCGAAGUACUCGAACGGUACAACGUCACCGGAUCCGGCGGCAGACUCCACAACAAUUGAGUCUACGGUAUCGAGUAUAAAAUCAGAAGAUCCGGACGACGAUAAGGCAACUGUAUCAUCCACCGCGGCAAAUUUAUACGCCGCAUUGGCAGCUGAUUGCAUAGAAGACGAAACCGACCUCGAGGAUCCACCACCACCUCUGGCACCACCACCAGCACCGAUCAAAGAAGAGCCAGUAGUCGUAAAGGAAGAACCUCGAACGUUCAUCAAUCAAAUGAUUCAACAUCAACAACAUCAGCAACAACCUCAACAACAACUGAUAGUCACGGGCUCGAGGCAAAUUGUCGUUCAACAAGCCAUACAAUCGAACAAUCAGAUUAUCAUUCCGGCCACCCAACUCAAGGGCAGAACGCACGGUUCACAGCCACAAGUUCUUCUUCAGCAGAGCCCUAGCGGACAAAUUCAAUACGUUGUUUCGGGUGGUGUGCCCGGACAAAAUUACGUACUGGCACAGUCACAAACUGCACUCGUACAGGGUCAAGCGCAAACGGUUCUCGUAGCCCAGACUACCCAACAACAGGGAACUGGUGCUAAAACGAUAAUUAUACUUCAGCCUCAAUCGGCACCCACCCAGAACACCCAAAAAAUGGUUGCCAUGACGCCACAAGGACAACAAGUCGUUGUUACUCAAGUUCCUCGGCCUUUGUUGCAAAGUUCGGCACUUGCCAAUAUACCACCCCCUCUCGUUGCAACCUCAGCGACUAUUCCCCAAGCUUCCAUAAUAGUCAACAGUUCGGUAGCACAAAGUACUCCGAAUGCAAUGACCGUCACGAUUCCUGCAAUCGCGCAACAGUGUCCUGUUACGACGAGCUUACCUUCUCGCGUCGUAACGCCCACGCCCGCAUCCACACCGCCACCCACAAGACCUACGACACCGCAUCAAGCCGCAUCGACGCACGGUCUCCCCGUUAAACAAGCAGUAAAAAUUGUCAAAACCGUCAGCUCGUCAACGUCAACGGAACCCGAAUCCAAACCUUCAACGAGUCAACAAACGUCGGAGAAUAAGACCAUCACCAUUAAAAUCGAUCCCAAUGCCUUCCUCUGCGAGUGGCGAGGAUGCUUGAGACAAUUCAAAACGGCACACGAAGUUUAUCUGCACGUAUGCGAAGCACAUUGUCCAACGAAUGGAGAAGAAAUCUUGUGUCUUUGGGCUAGUUGCGACGGACUUAAGCGACGAAAAUUUUCUCUUAUGACGCAUUUGUACGAUAGGCACUGCAACUCAGAGAGUAUGACACUGAGGCGAAAACAGUUGACCGCGAGUGGGAAAACGGAAAUCUCAACGUCAACCCCACCGACUCCCCAUCAUCCUGGUUACGCACCGAACGCAGCGUUUCAUGCCAUAAAAAGGCACGCCCUCGAAUUUGUUAAUCCAAAAGAAUUGAUGCAGCAGAGGCCAACCAAGCCCGCUGCAGCCAUCUCAAGCUCUUCUUCCCCAAGACCUGGGCAAAACCCUCCGCCAGAACAGGAUGACAACGAAGGUCCAGUGACUAAAAGUAUUCGUCUGACAGCGGCUCUCAUUCUUAGAAACCUAGUCAUAUACUCUGCGCACGGAAGAAGACACCUUCGAGCAUACGAGCCUCAUUUGGCAGGAGUGGCACUAAGCAAUGUAGAAUCGUCGAGGACAAUCGCCCAGGUUCUGUACGACAUGAACGAUCAGAGUAACAGUACUCACAGGUGACCUCUUGAAACAGGCCUCUAAAUAAGCUUUUCAAAACUUUACGAGCACCGAUCAGCACCCAUAUUUCGAAUUAUAGUGUAAAGUGUGUGCGUGAGGGACGCGAACAAUUGAAAAAAAAAAUAAAACUCAACAAGGAACGAAAAGAAAAAAGUUACUAUUGUCCAAAAAUUUCAAUAUUGUGGAUGUGUGUAAAAGUAAUACCAGGAGAAAAAACAGCCAAUGCACAGAAAAUAAAAUAUUAUACUGAUGAUGUUGCAAAAGAGGACGCAGUCGUAAUGUUCCGUAUAUAAAAUGAGGCCUAUAAACUUACUAGGCAAAAAACCAUUGCCAAUUUAGAUUGUAAUUAAUACGAACUAUAAUAAUUAGUGUCAUUGAAAAACAAAACAAAAAAUAAAUAUGAAUGAAAGAAGAAAACGAAACAAAGACCCAUGUAGAAGUGAUGCAGAACAGUGAUAACGAACGAGAUAAUAUUUCAGAUUUAAUAUUAAUAUUUAUUUUCUCAACAAGAUGCGGAAAAAAAUGUGUUUAGUAAAACGUGUACAAAAAAGUGGCGAAGAAAAUACUUUAUGGACGUUAUAGUUGAUUGUAACCAUGAUUAUUACCAUUAUUAUUAUUGCUAUUAUUAUUAUUAUUAUUAUUUUAAUUAUUAUAUCGACUACAUUUUCUUUCAUAAGUCAUCGAAAAUCUAGGCUUUAGACAAACAAAAAUUUUGUAUUAAAUGUAUUCGCGUUUGGAAAACGAUCGGUUUACUCUUCACAACAUGUUGCAAUCUCGUCGCUUAUAGCUAUUGUCUUUCUCGAUUUUAAUUAUGAAAAAUAAUCAUUAAUGGUUGAUGGAGAAAAACAAAAGUUUGUAAAAUAAUACGACGUUAACAUACGCACAUGCAUAAAAGAAAGAAAGAAAAAAAAGUGAUGACGAGCAAGCUCAUUAUUAGAAGAAACAGAGAAGAAACGUUUCAUAUCACUGAAAAAAUCUAUAAACACUCUGGUUUACGUCAGUUCAGACUCAAAAUCUGCGUGUUUGGUGAAUCGUGAAGAAAAAAUCGUUUGUUGGCAGAAAGCAGUUUUAUAUCUAAAUAUUGCCUAUUUUCCAACACAAUCGUGCUUCUUCGUCAUCUUUUUUCGUGUCCCCUUUCCUCAUUUAUUUGUGCCUUUUUGUAAAGAAAGCGGAGAGUGCACGCAACAGUGAAAGAAAAAAAAUGCUGGUAGGGAGACUUGUCUCGACUUUCACACUAAACAGAUCCUUCCAUUAAAAGUUUGAGCACCAAUGACAAAUAACUUUGGGCUGACUAACGCAAGAGUUUGAAAAAGAAAAUGCAAGUCGUCAAACGUAAUAUUGUAUGUAAAACGCAAAUUUCUGACUUUAAAUUUCUUGCGUUAUUGUGAAAACCAAUCUGUUUUAUUUUAUUUUUUUUUUUUUUUUUUUACAUUAACGGACGUCUUGUACUUCGAUGGUCGGGAUUGAAUUGCAUUUACACGAAUAUUGUUUACCACGAUAUCCCCCUCCGAGAGAACAGUAACUUUAUACAUAAACGAUAAGUUGAUACGUCGGAAUAUCUAAUAUACAUACGUGUACAUAAACGCCUGUAUCUCAUUUACAAUGUUACACGAAAAAUCUUGUGUGUACAUUAGUUGUUUUUUUUUUCUUUUUUUUAUCAUUAUUACUUUUUUUCUGACAACUGUAGGUUCAAGCGUCUAAGAAAACUGAACUGAGAUUUCUGUAUUAUAGUAGGCAUAUGACAAGACGUAGAAGUUGCAAGGAAAAAAAUGGACUUUUGGAAUUAUUUAAAGUGAAAGAGCGAUUAAAAUGCUGAAGAGGGCUGGGUCAGUAUUAUGAAGCAGCCGAUAAUGUGUAACUACGAACGUAUAGUAUAAUAAUGGUCCCCCCUCCCCCGUACGAGCCUCGAUCAUGUAUUUUAUAUAUAAAUAUAUAUAUAAAACGAGAUUAAUAGCUGAACGUUUAGAACGACAAAAAAUCUUGCAAGAGGCUUUUUAUUUUUAUUAUUUGUAAUUAAUUAGUUUAAAUGUUCAACGUUUGGUACGACCGUGAAAGAAAGAAGAAAGAAAGAUAACGAGAGCGACAAAGAUAAACACGAGUGGUUAAAUAAAGUAAAAUAAAACAAAUUUAAUGAAUAAUGAUGUGUAAUGGGUGCGAACGAGCAAUGUAAUAAAUUGACUGAAAUACGAACAAAGUGUAUAUAAAAA